Molecule: messenger RNA, 2727 nt
Organism: Paralichthys olivaceus (Japanese flounder)
Lineage: Eukaryota; Metazoa; Chordata; Actinopteri; Pleuronectiformes; Paralichthyidae
Product: high mobility group protein HMGI-C
Biological process (GO): regulation of DNA-templated transcription
Cellular component (GO): nucleus; chromatin
Molecular function (GO): transcription coregulator activity; DNA binding
Source: RefSeq, a predicted model, not a curated record
UUCCCUCUCUCAAGUGGGUGAGCCUUUCUGGGCGGGGUCCUGUGUCUCACCCCUCCUACCCUCGCUCUGUCUUGAAACAUGCUUUAAUAGAGAAAGUAUGCAAUGCAUACUGCUCUGCUACAACCCCCCAUUAUACUGCAACUGGGGUAUUCGUGACUGGACGUCUGGGGGGAUCACACACAUUUCCGAUUAGAGGAGGAAGGAGAGAGAGGGGAAGAGAAAGAGAGAGGGAGGGAGAGGGAGAGAGAGAUUGUCUUUUCAUUGCAGCCAAUGAGACGGUGGAUAUAGAGAGAUUUUCAAAGUUGUGCAAAGUGAGUGAACUGAACUUCCAGGUGAAACUGCGAAAGCGACUCGAGCUCCUGAUACUCAGCUCUUCUCCUCUUGAAGCCCUCGAGGCCGCUCCUCCAGGCUUUGAUGCCCACACUCUUAAGAGCAGGUGGACAGACACAGGCAUGAGUGACAGUGGGACCAAAGAGCCGUCUCCCCCGCCGAGCACUGACCAGUCACCUCCUGAUCCUCCGCGCAGGGGGAGGGGUCGGCCGAGGAAACAGCAGCAGGAGCCCGUUGGGCCCCCGACUCCAAAGCGACCGAGAGGGCGUCCGAAAGGCAGCAAGAACAAAGGCCCCAAAACUGCACCCAAGAAAGUAGAUCCUGUUGGGGAGAGACGACCACGUGGGCGACCCAGGAAAUGGCCUCAGAAGGUAGUUCAAGAAGUACCUAAAGAGCAGCAGGGCCCUUCAGAGGAUGCAGAGGAGGGCCCUUCGCAGCGCUCGUCAUCUCAGGUUACGGCACAGAAGGAAGGGGAGUAGACAGGUCACCUCUCGACCUACCUCAAGGUUUGGCCUCAAACAAACAGGGGUACCAUGUGACUCCUAUCUGUGAUGGGGAUUCAGGAACACACACACAUACACAUACAUAUACACAAUCACACACAAUCAUUGCAGACAGUAGUUUCUUCUCAAUAGGAGCAAUCUACCCUGGAUUUGUUGGUUUGGUGUUUUAACAUUGAAGAAUUUAAUUGGAAAGGGCUUUUAUUAAUGUCUUAUGUUGUAGUUCUCACAUUUUGGGAAAUACGCUUCACCAUUCUGCAGGAAAACAAAACGUUUCUCAAACUAAGUGUACUUCCCAACUCGUUUGACUAUUCCUUUUUAAGUAUGCCUAGCUUUCCCGAGCCUCUCAGCCUGCAUGCAUGUGUGUGUGUGUGUGUGUGUGUUUGUGUUUGUGUUUGUGGAGAGAGGGUGACAGGUUUGCAGGCUAACAAGUGCGGGAGGGUUAUGGAGAAAAAAAAGGAGCCAAACUGAACCUUUUUGUUAAAAACGUGUUUCUGACUGGAGCGCCUUGAAUCCUUGUGUGAAAUGGGAGCAAGGUGGUGACAUUUUUGAUAAUGUUACAGUAUGAACAUGUGCGCUGAAGUCAUUAUUAUAAAAGUAGAUGUGAAAGGUUUUCAUUCUGAAAUUAAAUGUCCAACUUUGGAGGGAGAAAAUGUCAAAGUAAGCAAAGUAUUCAGAUCUUUAAUAACCUCAGUGAAAUGCAUGUCUUUCCUCCCAACCAGCAGCUAAUGUAAGAAAAGAGAAAAUACCCAAAGUUUUAAAUGGAUAUCUCAUUUUUGAACAACCUUUCGUGUUUGCUUGAGUCAACAGCAGUGUUGACGCAUCAUUUUACCACACUCAGGAUUUCACUUUUACAGUGCUUAUACACCAUAUUGAAAACCUCAGGUACAAAACUAUUCAGGAACAUGUCGUCAGUCUACUCAGUAAUAAUUAUUGUGCUGUGUUUGUUGUGCAUUUCUGAUCUGUAUUUGACAUUACCAGUAUGCCUUGACACAAAGACCUCGUUCAAACCUCAGUUACACUCAGUUUCUUAAUAUCUCAUUCUACCUCAGCAACACAAAAUCACAGAGGAUCUCCAGCAUAGUCAUUCUCCAUUCCCUCGGCAGUGACACACAAACACGCACACACACACACACAAACACACACACACAAGCUGGUUCAUGUGCAGAUACACCACAUAGGCAGACAAAGGGUUUUCAGGGCUAUACUCAAACAUACACACAGGGAUAGGCCUGGGUGAUAUGGCCAAAAAUGAUAUCAAGAUAAAAAGUUUCAUAUGAGUCCAUAUUGAUAAUUAUCAUGAUAAUCAUUGAUAUUGUUUAAUCACCCAGCCCUACAUAGGCGUUACACUGCAACAGGUGAUUUUACUCUCCGUGUAUAAAUAUAAAGCAUCAGUGUCAAUUCUUUUAAAAAUGGUACUUUUAAAGAUGGUGUGAGACUCGGUUUGGUCUCCUGGGAAAUAAAAUGCAGCCAAUAGUUUACAACAACUUGAUGAAAUACUUGUAGUUCUGUAUGAAAUACUUGUAGUUCUGUAUGAAAUACUUGUAGUUCUGUAUGAAAUACUUGCUUUUUUGUUUCUUUGUUUGUUUGUUUUCUGGGUCUGAUACUCUGAUAUUUCAGUUUAACUACAUCAUGUAUUCUCAUACACUGUAACUUGUAUGCGUGACACUCUAUAAUUCACGUGAUUUGGAAGGAAGGGCAGGAAGUAAACCACGCUGACCUUGUAUGAAAACAGCUUGAAAUGAAAGGAAUUCUGGGUAGUUAAUCAAUAUUCAGUAAUGCAUCAGGAACCCUGUCUUUGAAUGAAUGACUUUUUACAAAAAAAAAUGGACCCAAGUUGUACCUUACUUUCUAAUCUGGCUAUUAAAACAAGACCAUAACUUUAGUUAAACAGCUA